ACUAUACAGUAUAUUUUUAUGAACAGUAUGUAUGACCAUAUAAAAUAAAAAUCAUUACCCUUGUUUUCUGUUUCCUACUCUUUUUAACAAUAUUAUCUAUCUAUAUUUUUCUUUCCUUUUUUUUUCAUAAUAUAUAUUUCUCUUUCUCUCUCUUUCUUUCUUUUGCUUUGAUAUAUGUCGAUGGCUGGUUUGGAUUUAGGAACAGCAUCACGCUUCGUUCAAAAUCUUCACAGACCAGACUUACACCUUCAGCAACAACACCAUUACCAAGAUUCCCAAGAACAACAACAACACCACACACCAGAUCGUGCACCUGCACCUCAGUUCUCCGGCGAAGAAGAUGAUACCAGCCAAGGCGGCGGAAGCGGAAGCGGCGGUGGAGGCGGUUUUGAGCUCGGCUCCGGCUCUGGAGGCCGGCGCCCUCGAGGCCGUCCGCCGGGCUCGAAGAACAAGCCGAAACCGCCAGUCAUCAUCACAAGAGAGAGUGCCAACACGCUAAGAGCUCACAUCCUCGAAGUUGCGAGCGGCUCCGACGUCUUCGACAGCGUCGCUACCUACGCGCGGCGGCGCCAGCGCGGGAUCUGCAUCUUGAGCGGCAGCGGAACCGUGACCAAUGUUACUAUCCGGCAGCCAGCUGCGGCAGGCUCCGUUGUCACGCUCCAGGGAAGGUUCGAGAUCCUGUCGCUCUCCGGCUCCUUCCUCCCGCCGCCUGCACCGCCCGGUGCCACCAGCCUCAGCAUAUACCUCGCUGGCGGCCAGGGACAGGUAGUCGGAGGAAACGUCGUCGGAGAGCUGAUCGCGGCGGGGCCAGUGAUCGUCAUCGCCUCGUCGUUCACGAACGUGGCGUACGAGCGGCUUCCGUUGGACGAGGAGGAGCAGCUCCAGAUUCAGGCUCCCGGAAGUGCGGCGGCUGGAAGUCAGGGCUCCGCCGGCGUCGGAAACAACGCUUUUCCAGAUCCUUCUUCGGGUUUGCCGUUCUUCAAUUUGCCGCUUGGUAUGCAGAAUAAUAAUGUUCAAUUGCCUGUUGACGGUUACUCUUCAGGUCCACGCCCUCCGUAUUAAGGGCACGGUGUCCUUCUCAAGGGCCUCUGCCCUUAUUUCUUUGAUAUGUUGAUAAAGCUAUUGAGAAGUGAACGAUGUGAAAGUGAAAGAGGUCUCAACUCAAUUAGUAAGGUGCGAUUUGCAAAUUUCAUGGAUUAUUACUAUGCUACUGCUGCUUCUUCUUCUUGUUCAUGAUGAAUAUUGUAGUGAGUAGUUUCAGUGUUGUACUUUAAUUAAUUUCUUCUUCUACCUAAUUAGUGAGUUUCUCAUUGGAUUUUUUUGGUCUUUGGAACUUGACUUACUUUAAUUAAUGAUCUUUGUUAUCCAUUAUUCUGUUA
This is a messenger RNA of Arachis stenosperma, 1379 nucleotides long. Its product is annotated as AT-hook motif nuclear-localized protein 23-like. The transcript has a single exon. Lineage: Eukaryota; Viridiplantae; Streptophyta; Magnoliopsida; Fabales; Fabaceae. The record is from RefSeq and is a predicted model, not a curated record. Gene Ontology annotation, molecular function: minor groove of adenine-thymine-rich DNA binding; DNA-binding transcription factor activity. Gene Ontology annotation, cellular component: nucleus. The coding region runs from base 175 to 1062 and encodes 295 amino acids.